AUGGAUAUGGGAGAUAUGCACAUGAAUGAUGCGAGCUUAGGCAUGGACUACAAUUAUGCCUUUGCUCGUGAUUAUUGGUAUAUUAUUGCCGGCGUGGUAGGCGGACUGACUACGAUUCGAGGCGUGGAACUGUACACAAGCAGACAAAGGUUACAAGCUUGUGAAGAAACAUCGAUAGAGCAUGCCACAAGGCCAAGCGGCUUUAUUGGCCAGGCAUGGGCUACCUCAACAGCCAUCGUCCGCGAACUGAGCCAUCCGCAGGUCUACAUCUCGAAAGUUGGCCUCCGAUGGGCCACACCUCCACCGCUCGGCAGAGUCUUAGUUCUCCUAAGUUACUGGGCCAUGAUCAUUUACUUCAUGUCCUGGAACGCUGUCAAGGACGAUGCCUAUUUCUGGGAACGCAUCGGCUACCGAAACGCCUGGGUCAGCAUCAUGCAGCUACCCUUCAUAUUUCUCCUGUCCAUGAAGUUCAAUGUGAUCGGGUUUCUGAUUGGAAGCAGCCACGAACGGCUCAACUGGCUGCACCGCUGGGUGGCAAGAACCAUGUUUAUCACGGCAACAGUUCACGGCUGGCAUUUUUGGACAGAAUGGGUACGAGCGGACUUUGUCGAGCUUGAACUCUCCAUAAUGCCCCUUGUCAAAUACGGGCUUGGAGCAUGGGGAGUUUUGCUCUUCAACGUGGUAGUAGGAUUUGUACCCAUCCGCAGAAUGGUGUACGAAGUCUGGCUGAUACAGCAUAUACUCUCCUCCGUCACCAUGCUGGUGUUAUUAAGCUACCAUAUCCCUACCAACGCAAUGCACCUGCUGUGGAUGUCAGUGUCAUUUCUCGCCUUUGACAGAGCCGCACGAUGGGCAUUGACGGCUUGGCAAAAUACCCGAUGGAAACCAAACAAGUCUACUUGCCAGGGCAUGAGGCGCAUAGGACAUAACAUCUCUGCCAGAGCUGUUGGAGACUCGGUAACAGUCCUGACGAUAAAGGAUGUUCAUUUCAAAUGGCACGCCGGGCAACACAUCUACCUUUGGGUUCCUCGACUGGGCUGGAUCGAGUCACAUCCAUAUACCAUUGCAUGUGCCCAUCAAAUAAAGGGAACAUGCUGCUGCAACAGCAUACAACUCAUUAUUCGAGCCCAUAAGGGCUUCUCCAAGCGUCUCCACGAGUUCGCUAUCAAAAAUCCAACCAAGAACCUGGCUGGUUUCGUACUAGGUCCAUUUGGAGUUACGACUAAAUGGAAUUCCUUCGAGACUCUAGUUUUAAUCGGAGCCUCAACCGGAGCAAGCUUUACUGUGCCGAUUCUAGAGCAUGUCGCCUACGCAGAAAAGAAAUCCUGCGUGCGAAGAUUAGAAGUUGCUCUAGUGGCGAGAACGACAGAAGAAGUCGAAUAUUACGUGGAAAGAGCCAAGGACGCCGCAAGAGCUGCUCAGGAAAAGGGGAUAGAGGUAAAAUUGCAUAUCGCAAUCACGGGUAGCUGCGUGGGAACAGAGUCGGGAAUGCCACUUGUCCAAAAUCGACAGGGGAGAGAAAGCGACUCAACAGAUGGAUCAACCCAAGAAAAGACGGCGGAUUUGUACUCGGGGAAAUCGGUCGAAGAGGGACUACGAUCGAGAAGCAGCAACUCAUACUCGAGGGCAUCCCGAAACAGCGCUUCCAGCAUCGACUUGGUGCGCGAGUAUACUAGUCGGCCAGAUAUUGAGGCGUUGAUCCGCGAGCCUGUUGAGCAAGCGUGGGGCGAAAGCGCCGUCGUUGUCUGUGGAGGAAAAGAGAUUGUGGCGAGAACGAGAAACUUCGUCAGCAAGUUGAGCGACGAGCGGGCAGUGCACAAGGGAACUGGCGCACAGGGGAUAUAUUUGCAUGUUGAAGAGUACGCAUUUUAA
Pochonia chlamydosporia 170 is the source of this 1872-nucleotide messenger RNA. Its product is annotated as metalloreductase. Gene Ontology annotation, molecular function: ferric-chelate reductase activity. The transcript is spliced from 2 exons. The coding region runs from base 1 to 1872 and encodes 623 amino acids. NCBI's taxonomy places the organism in Eukaryota, Fungi, Ascomycota, Sordariomycetes, Hypocreales, Clavicipitaceae. The record is from RefSeq and is a predicted model, not a curated record. Gene Ontology annotation, biological process: intracellular iron ion homeostasis; copper ion import; iron ion transport. Gene Ontology annotation, cellular component: plasma membrane.